GGGCAUGUUGUGCAAAUGCAAAAAGAAAAAACAUGUAUAGGCUUAACUAGCUAUAGUGCGGCCUUUUAAGGGCUACUGUUUUUUUUGUUUUUGUUUUUUACGCGAUUCGCUCCGUUCAGCGGACGGUUAGCUCCGUCUGCUAGUUAGCUGGCUAGCUAAUGUUAUUGUUAGCACAUUGGCUACUUUGGCUGCGAGUCCUUGCUGAAAAGGCGUUACACCUCUGCAGCAAAUGGGCAAGUGCUAACUCCUGCGCUCCCAUAUUGCCCAGUGAAACCGCCUCCCUCCCCCAUUUAAAUGCAUGGGCUCAUUGACGAAAUUGUAACGUAAAAACUGGCUGCUAUGUUCUGAUUUACAACAGCUAAUCUGUGUUUUGGGGGGGCAGGGGCAUCGGUGAAAGCUGUAAGUUUCUUUUGCCCUCUUAGUCACCAAAACUCUGUUACUUUCUAAUACAUUUAACCCACAAAGUGUUGAACUCCCCCUCCCCCCCCCCGUUCUCAUUUAAAAGACAUAACUUGGAAUAAGAAAUAAGAAGAUGUUGCUUGUUGUCAGUUAAACAGCAACACGGAGCGUCAAGAUGAAGAAGAAGGCUCGGCAGCACCGGGUUGCGGUGCAGAGGCCGCCGUCUCCUAUCAAGCCCUCGCCCAACAAGCAGAUCUUGACCUAUGCCCAGGCGCAGCGCAUGGUAGAGUUCGAACUCGAUGGCCGCAUCCACCGGCUCAGCAUAUAUGACAAGCUGGACGUGAUCUCGGAUGAUGACCCCAUGGUGCAAGAGAUAAUGGAAUGCACCAGCAAUAAGGAGAAUGCGGAAAAAUCAAAGCAGCAGGUCCUCCUGAGGUCAGUGAGACUGAAAAACAAGGAGAAGAAGAAUGCCGCACUUGCCAUUGCAGGCCAUGUAGAGGGAGGUGGACACCACGCUGGUAGCCACUCUAGCCCAAAACUUCCAGAGCCUAAAUUCCGAACUGUAGAAUAUAAUCUUCCAGCUGUUCCUAAACGCCCAUCUGCCUUUUAUAAAUAUAUAGAUAAGACGGAGGAAGAACUAGAUGAGGAAACAGAGUAUGACAUGGAUGAAGAAGAUUAUGCCUGGCUGGAUUUGGUCAAUGAAAAACGACGAAGCGAAGGGGUUAGUCAAGUGUCUCACAAUGUUUUUGAGUUCCUUAUUGAUCGCUUUGAGAAAGAAUUGUACCUGGAAAGUCUGGACAAAGGGAGCGAAAGGCAAGCUCCUAUCGAUGAUGAUGCUGUCUGCUGCAUCUGCAUGGAUGGAGAGUGUCACAACAGCAACGCGAUCCUGUUUUGUGACAUGUGCAACGUGGCCGUACACCAAGAGUGUUACGGAGUGCCCUACAUUCCCGAGGGUCAGUGGCACUGUAGACACUGCCUUCAGUUGCCGACUCAGCCAGCAGAGUGCAUCCUUUGCCCUAAUAAGGGCGGAGCAGUAAAAAAGACUGAUGAUGACCGCUGGGGCCAUGUAGUCUGUGCCCUCUGGGUCCCAGAGGUGGGCUUCUCCAAUACCACCUUCAUUGAGCCCAUCGACGGCAUCAGCCACAUUCCUCCAGCACGCUGGAAGCUCACGUGCUACCUCUGCAAGGAGAAAGGGGUCGGCGCUUGCAUCCAGUGCCACAAAGCCAACUGUUACACUGCCUUCCAUGUCAGCUGUGCCCAAAAGGCUGGUCUAUUCAUGAAGAUGGAGCCGAUCAAAGAGGUGACAGAAACAGGAGAGCCCACCUUCUCUGUGAAAAAGACGGCCUACUGUGGCGCCCACACACCUAACGGGUGUGUGAGGAGACCUCUUGCCAUGUAUGAUGAAGCCAAACUCAGAAAUGGACUUUGUAAGAUAGGGGACAAGGGCAAAGGGCAGUCCAAAGGAAAACAGAAACGGAAGAGUAAGAGCAAGAAGCCCGAGCCUGAUGUGGAAAGUGAAGCUGUACCGCCUGCUACUGUGCCUACUUUUCCUGCUCACAGGUUACAAACCAUUCUGAAUCAAGUAUCAAUACAGAAGAAGAAAGUCUUUGUAGAGCUGGUCCUCAGUUACUGGAGACUGAAAAGGCAGUCCAGGAAUGGGUUGCCCCUCAUCAGACGCCUUCAGACAAGACUGCAGUCACAGAAGAAUGUGCAACCGGUUUGUUCCUCUAGGCAGAGUGAAGAGGAAAGCAGGGCACUUAAGGAACAGCUGAAGGAAUGGCACCGCCUCCGACAUGACCUAGAGAGAACCAGACUGCUGCUGGAACUAAUUCGCAAGAGGGAGAAGCUCAAGCGGGAAGAGAUUAAACUGCAGGAGACGCUUCUAGAGAUGCAGUUAACACCCUUUAGCAUUUUGCUCAGAGCCCUCUUGGACCAACUCCAGGCAAAAGAUCAGGCCAGGAUCUUCACCCAGCCUGUCGAUGUCACUGAGGUGCCUGAUUAUCUCGACCACAUCAAACACCCGAUGGACUUUUCCACCAUGCGGAAACGCAUCGAUGCCCAAGGCUACAACAACUUUGAUACAUUUGAGGAUGACUUUAACCUCAUUAUUGAAAAUUGUAUGAAAUAUAACUCAAAGGACACCUACUUCUAUCGGGCUGCUGUGCGACUCCGAGACCAGGGUGGGGCCUUGCUCAGAAAGGCCCGUCGAGAUGCAGAGAAAAUCGGCUUUGACACGGAGAGCGGCAUGCAUUUUGCAGAUGCUCCGGAAGUCAAAGCACCACCAUCGUUUUCUUGGGAGGAUGUGGACCGUUUACUAGUACCAGCUAAUCGGGAGCAGCUGCCUCUGGACAAGCAGCUGCAGCAGCUACUUGAGAAGUUUGAUCUCACCUGUGCCAUGAAGUCCAGCCCCUCCCGCAGCAAGCGGCUCAAGUUGCUGAAAAAGACCAUCAAUGAUGUGCGCAACGAAAUGAGCCUGAAGAGAGUUCUACCCUCUCACCACCACUGUUCUUCCUCGUCAUCUCCAACCACUUCAGCAUCGUCUUCAACAGCUCUCUCCCUCCCAGAGCUGGUUACAGCUAAGGAAGAAAGACUGAAGCCCAAUGGGCAUUUCUCCGAGGAUGACGGAGAUAAGUCUCUUCCUCCAAAACUGGAGCCAUCGGAUACCAUUCCUCCCCUCAUCCACUCAGACACAGAUCCCGAACCCCCCACCCUAAAACCAAUAGAUGCCGCCCCUGACUGUGAAGACAAGGUUCAUGGCAAGCGAGCCAAGCUGGAUGGGGAAAUACCAGACCUGCUCUCCUCUCCCGCAUGCCUCAAUGGGCACGCACACAACAGCCUCCAGGACCCUUUGUUAGAAGGUGACGUGAGCGUGGUGGCAACGUCGACCCUCGCAGAGCCCACAGGCGCGGUUAACCGCAGAACCGCCGUUCUCUUCCGCAAGUCGAAGGCAGCCAGCCCGCAGAAGCUACCCAGGAGCGGAGACGAAGAGUCCGACAGGACUGACGGAAAAGAGGGCGAGGAGGAGCAAGAUGAAGAUGACGCACAGCUAGGUUCCAAGUCCUUCCUGUCAGUGGUCAUACCCAGGCUGGAGACUCUGCUUCAUGGCAAGAAGAGGAAGCACAGCGGCAGCAGGGAUGCAGAGGAUGAGGGAGGAGAGGAAGAGCGUGAAGAGUCGGGCGAGUCUCCAGUUAAACGACUCGACACUGGCCUGCCAAGUGGUGCUCUUCAGGUCGAGGAGCAGAAAAAAGUAGAAGAAACCAGCAGAACUAGUAGACCUGUGGAGCCUCGAAGACGCUGCGCCUCUGAGUCAUCCAUAUCCUCAUGUAGCAGUCUGCAGGGAAACACCAGCACCAUUCUCAGUCUUCCAAAAUGUGGGAAGGGAAAACCCGCCUUAGUCCGGAGAAACACUGUGGAUGACAAGAGCGAAUUAAUCGCCUGCAUCGAAACUGGGAAUUUUGCAAAAGCCGCACGAAUCGCUGCUGAGGUUGGCAACAGCAAUAUUUGGAUGCCUGCUAGUGCUGCAACUGUUGCAUUGGAACCCCUAAAGCUAGUUUGGGCCAAAUGUAGUGGAUACCCUUCCUACCCUGCCUUGAUCAUCGACCCCCACAUGCCACGUGUGGGCUGCCAGCACAAUGGGGUCUCCAUCCCCAUGCCUCCCCUGGACGUGCUGCGCAUUGGAGAACAGAUGCAGUACAAAGCAGAAGAGAAACUCUACCUCGUCCUCUUCUUCGACAACAAGCGCAGUUGGCAAUGGCUUCCUAGAUCCAAGAUGGUUCCUCUGGGGAUAGACAAGACCAUAGACAAGAUUAAAAUGAUGGAAGGACGCACAUCCAGCAUCCGUAAGGCUGUCCAGAUCGCCUUCAGCCGCGCCAUGAACCACCUGAGCAUAGUGCAGGACGAGCCAGUCAGCGACCUCAGCGACGUAGACUGACUCUGACUCUCUGCCACACACACAGAUUUGUACCUCUCCUGUACCAAAUAGCUUGUGACUACCCUCACCCUCGCAUCCAUCCUGGACCCCCUCUGUCUCUGCAGGAGACUGAAAUGUUUACUGGGCACCUGCUGUAACAGGUGGUGUCUCUUCCUUAUCCAUUCCUGUCUGUACACACUCCUACCACGUCCCGACGGGAUACGGCUGCUGCUGAAAUGAAUGUGUCGAUCUCUCCUCACCACCUCCAUGCUUAGAGACUGCUAUUUUUGUCAUCCCACCUUGCCACCCUCACUCUAGUCACCCAUGACUGUCGAUUUAUCAUUUCAAGGCAAAAAAAAAAAAGUGUCAGUGAUUAAUUUCAUACGUUUUUGGUAGCCUUUUACCAAAUCAGUCUGUGGUGUCAAGACUCGGAGUAAAACGAAAACUGUCACACUGACUUAAACUUUAAACCGUUAAUUUGGCAUCCAGCCACAGUCGUCCUCACACCAAAAUUGGGCCGCAAAACUUCUCAAGUGGUCGAGAUCGUACAUUUCAUGCUUUCACAGAGGCUUUUCACUGGCAUCAAAUUUGUGGCCAAAGCCUGUGUUGAUGUUAUGGUUAUCUUUACAUUCUCAAGUCAGCUCCAUUUGUAUUGUAAAUGUAAAUACUGUGUACAGUUGGCUGACAUUAACUUAUUUUGUAGGUUUGACAGGAAUCAGUACUGUACAGGUGUUUUCUUAGUAUUUAUACUUGACGCAUUCUUGGCACUAGGGGGAGUGCUGUUUUGCCAGUGCUGUGUGAACAAGAAUUUAAAAAGUAAAACAAACGCAAAAGCCUUUGUAUUAAGGAGAUUAGGGCUAAAUUGUCAUGUUUCUGAAAAGUAUCAACAUAUUCAUUUUUUUAAGUUAUUGAAGUUUCUAUCGUAAGCUUCCAUUUGGCAUUAAAUCAUUUUGUAUUACAAA
Molecule: messenger RNA, 5271 nt
Organism: Neolamprologus brichardi
Lineage: Eukaryota; Metazoa; Chordata; Actinopteri; Cichliformes; Cichlidae
Product: bromodomain-containing protein 1
Biological process (GO): regulation of transcription by RNA polymerase II
Molecular function (GO): protein binding
Source: RefSeq, a predicted model, not a curated record